AUGAGGCCUCAGAGGGGGGCCCCAGAGGAGGCCCCAAUUGAGGCCCCAGUUGAGGCCUCAGAGGAGGCCCCAGAGGAGGCCCCAGAUGAAGCCCAGAGGAGGCCCCAGAUGAAGCCCCAGAGGAGGCCCCAGAUGAAGCCCCAGAUGAAGCCCCAGAGGAGGCCCCAGAGGAGGCCCCAGAUGAGGCCCCAGAUGAGGCCUCAGAGGAGGCCCCAGAGGAGGCCCCAGAGGAGGCCCCAGUUGAGGCCCCAGUUGAGGCCCCAGAGGAGGCCCCAGAUGAAGCCCCAGAGGAGGCCCCAGAGGAGGCCCCAGUUGAGGCCCCAGUUGAGGCCCCAGAGGAGGCCCCAGAGGAGGCCCCAGUUGAGGCCCCAGAGGAGGCCCGUCACAGACUCUGACUAUACCCACAUAAGCUUAAUGCAGCAUCAAUGGCAAACCCUGUCUUUUAAAUCUCCAUAA
Knipowitschia caucasica is the source of this 456-nucleotide messenger RNA. Lineage: Eukaryota; Metazoa; Chordata; Actinopteri; Gobiiformes; Gobiidae. The record is from the annotation of a GenBank genome assembly.